AAAAAAAAAAGCAAUAUGCAUUCAUUCAAUUUCCGCGUUUAUUAUCGUCUUUCUUUCAAGCUUAUAACAUGAAAUCAGUUGGCAGUCUUCGAAAGAAAGGCUUUGGAGGGGAUCACUUCAUGCGUAAGGAUAAGCAUAAAAACUCCAACACAAAUGUGUCUUCUCCUAUUGCAACGGGCUAUGUGCCCAAGUCUUUUACAACGCUUCCAGCAUCAACCAUGACAACACCUACUGCACCCAUCACAGUAGAUUUGCAUCGGUUUGCAGAUGAAAACUUACAGCCAGAAGAAUUUGUCAAGCGAACUUUGGGGGAUACGAAUGAAGAAGGCAUUCGAGGUUUUUACAAGUCCCUAACAGACGCCAAACAUCUUGUAGGUGGUGAUUUACAGCGCAAUGUCUAUCGAAAUUAUACAGAGUUUGUGUCGAUUUCAAAAGAGAUCUCUAACCUCGAUGCCGAUGUCUUGAGUGUCAAAGAAUAUCUGAAUGAGCUCAAGUCGAUAUGGGAAAGCUUUUUGGUUGCUACUCAUUCAUCUGAACAUGCUUCUGCAGCAGGAACAGAGUCUAUCUUUGCUUCUCAAAGAAAAAAGAGCGAAAUGAUGGCAAGUGAUAUUAACAGUAUUCAUCAUGCACAAAUCAUGGCGUUAUGGGAAAAUGUAGAAGGAUCUCAAAGGUUUAUUCCUCAAGCACAGAAUCGACACAUUGUUCGAGAAUGUGUUGGUUUUUAUGAGGUCAACACAAGGACACUUCAACAGAGACAAGCUGUGCAUUUGUUCUUGUUGAAUGAUUGUUUAUUGUUGGCUCGCAAAAGAGGGCACAAAUUAGUUGCUGAUAAAUGUUGGGGUAUUCAGGAUUUGACUAUUUCAGACAUUAAAGACUCUUCAGACUUGACCAAUGCUCUUCGCGUUGUUGUAUACCCAGAUACUUUUAUCUAUCGUUCGGAAAGAGUAGAAGACAAGUUAGACUUGCUAGAUGUCUACAGAAGAAUGAUUGAAGAGAAUGAUGAUAGACAGUUAGAUACACCUCAACCAGAUAUUCGUAAGCCUACAAGUUUAAGCAGUGGCAGUAUUCAUCAUGAUAAAGAGAAAUGGCUUGUUGAAUUGCCUGAUCAAAUGGAAGUACUGAUUGCUUUGAGAGAAUUUGAAAAGAGUGUUGCUUAUUUGGAGAAAGCUCGUCAUAUUGUCAUAUCAUCAUCGGCUUCAUUGCCUAUUGUGAGAGAAGCGCGGGACAAUAUUGAACAUUAUACAGACAUUCUGAGUCAGAUUAUCAGCCGAGAUCUUAGUAAUACAUUGUUAACUAAAAUACAAUUUCAGCGCUAUGUCAAUUGGUUAUUGCGAUUAGACAAAAGCGAAAAGGCACGUCAAGUCUUCUUAGGCACUCGUACUUUAAUUAUAAAGAAGAGAAUUAGACAAUUGGUGUUCGAGGGUGAUAUCACAACAUACAUUGGUGAACUUGCUCUUGUUGUGUUUACCUUGAUUCGAAAUACUUGUGAAUGGUAUCGAGAUUCAUUUAAACAGAAUGACAUGGCUUCAGGAUUCGUAACAUGGGUUCGAGAACAAACAGAAGUUUAUGCUGAUAUUUACAAGCGCCAAGUAUUCGGUCAGAGCCAUUUAAGCUGUCAAGUGAUUGCUGACUGCUUUAAGUCUACUUUGGAACAAUGCUCUAUCCUUAGAAAAGUAGGUCUUGAUCUUAAGUUUUUGUUAGAAGAUUUGUUUCUUGAGAAUGUAAAAGAAACAGUGAUUUCAUAUGAAAAGAGAAGCAUGGACAAAAUAGCCAGAUUUGUGGGCAAUGAUAAUUUUCAUGUUGUAUCUGGUCAAGGCUUAGGCACAGAUGUCAAAGUUACGUCAAGUGUUGUAAGCUUUUAUAAUCUUCUAGUCAAGUUUUCAAAUGAUGUUUGCCUAUUAUCCAAACUACAGCUGUAUUCGACUGUCAUCGAUAGUGUCUGCCAAUUAACUGAACAUUAUUUGCGUUCCAUGAUAGCUGAGUCACGCAAAAAGGAAUUAUCUAAAGAUCAGGCAAGUAAUAAUCAUUUUAAAUUCAUUUGAUCUGAUACAUGCUUGUAGAGGACAAUUGCUUCCAUGAAUGUAUCUUUUAUUCUUGAUAAUGUAGUACCAAGAGUGUCUUCUCAGUUAAAUGUAAAUGCAUAUAGUUCAUAUUAGAUACUUAUAUGUCUAUAGUAUCAUUUCAACCGCCCUAUACCAGAAUUAGAUACUUUAAGAGCAAGACUCCGAGAAUUGACUUUUACGAAUUGAAAUCAUCAACAUGUGAGACAAGCUGGG
This is a messenger RNA of Gilbertella persicaria, 2276 nucleotides long. Its product is annotated as Cullin repeat-like-containing domain protein. The record is from RefSeq and is a predicted model, not a curated record. NCBI's taxonomy places the organism in Eukaryota, Fungi, Mucoromycota, Mucoromycetes, Mucorales, Choanephoraceae. Bases 69 to 2042 code for a protein of 657 amino acids. Gene Ontology annotation, cellular component: exocyst. Gene Ontology annotation, biological process: Golgi to plasma membrane transport; exocytosis; intracellular protein localization. The transcript has 13 exons.